Molecule: messenger RNA, 1749 nt
Organism: Polyodon spathula (Mississippi paddlefish)
Lineage: Eukaryota; Metazoa; Chordata; Actinopteri; Acipenseriformes; Polyodontidae
Product: stress-70 protein, mitochondrial-like
Exons: 3
Coding region: 1-366 (121 amino acids)
Source: RefSeq, a predicted model, not a curated record
AUGGUGAAGAACGCAGAGAAGUACGCUGAGGAGGACAGGAGGAGAAAGGUAGAUUAUGGGAACCAGUGCACUCCUCCUGUAAUUACUGAAGGCCCUUGCUGUUGUAACUGUAGUAACGACGCCUCCUCCUCCUCCUCUCAGUGCAACAAACUGAAAGAAGAGAUCGCCAAAGUGAGAGAGCUGCUGGCCAGGAAGGACUCUGAGACUGGUGAAAACAUCAAGCAGGCUGCGAGCACCCUGCAGCAGGCAUCGCUCAAACUCUUCGAGAUGGCCUACAAGAAGAUGGCAUCUGAUCGGGAGGGCAGUAGUGGCAGUGGUGGUAGCAGCGGUUCUGGCAGUGAAGAGAAGAAGGAGGGGCAGCAGUAGAGCCCCGCACCACGCUGAAUUGCCCUGGGGCAUCCACACCUGGGGCAGGGGGCUGAAGAAGCUUGGGAAGGCAACGCUCAUCUACUCUCCUGAGCGAAUAACACGCACAAGUCAUUCUUGUAUACUGUGUUUUUGCAGUAUUCUAUACAUGGCUGGUUUUUCUGUUCUCUCAUAAUUUUGUAAUUUAAUAGUUCAGAAGUAUAUCUUGUCAGCAUUUUUAAAGAUGUGUUUUUUGUUUUGUUUUUUUUGUCAUGUUGUAAAAAUGAUAAAGGUGAUAAUUAUGAUACGUUAUCUGGAAUGGCAUUUGGCUGCUUUUCAGUGAGGAUAGACCUUGCUUUGUCUGGUCCUGUAUUUUGCAUACCUUUUGAUUGAACUUAACUUAUUUAAAACCACCAAAAAGGACUGUACUGGAGACAGUGUCAGUAGCAUCAUAAGGUGUGUACAUUUCUGACACUGUCCAGGUCUGAGUCUGCAGCAGCAGCACCAUCAUAGUUACAAAGAAACAAGAAAAACUUCCAGAUUUCUGCCACAUUCACACUUGAGCACUCUCAGCUGCUGGAGGACUGCCCUGUAUUUAAAUAUGCAGUUCAGGUCUAUUACAACCAAGUGUUCCUCUUGACCCGUCUCAGUUACAACACUCUUAUUUAUUGUACAGUGUAAGAAAUUGGAUUUAUUAAAAUGAUUGUAAUGUAUGAACAUCUGUCCACUAUAUUAAUACUGGUGGGGUCUUUAUGCAAAAGUUUUGCUUAGUGUCUGGCUUUUACUAAAGCAGGGCUUGCCAUGUCACAGUUUGGUGGGACGGUGUCUGGGAUGCCUGUUGUGGUUUGUGCACAGUCUGGCCUGUGAUCAGUUAAUGUUCUUGUACUUGUGGUGUGUUUGUAAAUUGCCAGGUAGAAAAAAAGGGGUUCUGUGUGUUAAUCUCAACACAGAAUAAUAUUCUUUACUUUCCUGUGAUCCCUCUAUCUACAACAUUUUAUAAAGACAAAGCAUGUGACCGCAUUUAACAUGAAAGUGAAGCUUGUAUCUGCGACAAGAAUCUGUUUAAAAAAUCCAUGUAUAUAAUGUGCCGUUUUCAAAAUACAGAAAUCACUACUCAGAAGAAAGUGUUUUUCAAGUGCUAAAAUAAUUCCGAUGUGAGUGUUUAAAGUUAAAGAUGAGCAAAAAUAGUACCUGAUCUCUUGAGUUUUAGUCCCUGCUGCACACUCUACGGGACCCUGAGCUGCUAAAGGUUCAGAGAGGGGUUGCUGGCUGAGCUAAUGGCUCUGGUUAUACAUUAACAUUGACGAGGGUGUCUGGGAGUUCAGCAGUCAGAGUCACAUCGUAUUCUUGUGCAACAUAAAAUAGUAAGUUUUUUUUUUUUUUAAAUAAAAUCUGAGAUUCAAA